Ilyonectria robusta is the source of this 3035-nucleotide messenger RNA. RefSeq lists its product as uncharacterized. The transcript is spliced from 6 exons. Gene Ontology annotation, biological process: proteolysis. Bases 90 to 3008 code for a protein of 972 amino acids. Lineage: Eukaryota; Fungi; Ascomycota; Sordariomycetes; Hypocreales; Nectriaceae. Gene Ontology annotation, molecular function: serine-type endopeptidase activity. The record is from RefSeq and is a predicted model, not a curated record.
CCUGUUUGCCCAUCCAGAGUUCCGCUGUCAUUGCGGUGCCCAUCAAUCAGUAGCUCGCUGUCUCUGCAUCCCAGGCGGUUUCAGUCAUAAUGCCCUUCACUGAAGAGGAAAAAAAGGUCAUCGACUUGGCUAAAUCAACCGACUUCGGCAAAGCCGACGUACGCGAUGGAGUCUCUCUAGAGACGUUCGAGACUACGUUUUAUGAUUUGCAAUCAGUGACGGUCGGGCCAUCGUCGACUGCCUACGACACCUUCGUUCACAACCUCGCUGAAUACAAAGACCAGAACUACUACGAAUCCACUGGGUGGAAGCUGCUGAGUUGGCUUCUUAAACACGAGCUGGACUUGUUCACACACGAGAUCUUGUCCGGCAAUCCCGAAUACCACGAAUUCAGGCUACCUAUUCACUCUGCUAUAUCGUUUCGAAAUGUCGAUUUUCUAGAUUGCCUCCUUGAUGUAUCCGACACAUCAGAGGAGUCCAUUGCCGAGAUCCUCGAGAGCCGCAAUAUGAAGAGGCAGACAUGCGUCCACGCCGCUGUGGAAAUGCAACUUCCGUGCGCUGUGGACAUGGUGAGAAAAUGCUCGACUGACACUCUCACGGCUACAGACAAUGCUGGCGAUAGCCUGUUGCACGUGGCCAUGAGACUCGCUCGUAAAGAUGCUCCUCCGAAGCUCAAUCUCAACCAGCAGCGGCAAGGCCAGGCUCGCAGUGAUAAGCCUCCCCGCCCCAACACAUCCGUCCCAAGAGCUCACCACAGCGACCCAUCUGUCGAGCUGAGGAGAGUACCUACUCUUGUCAAUAUACGUACUAACAAGGCUCGGUCAUUCGACCCUCACGAGCUGUACAAGGAAAUCAAAAAGAGGCUAGCGGCGUCGGUGAGCGUCUCGGAGACGACCAGCACCAGCGAUGGCAGACCCAAUAAUGCCGAGACAGGCAAUAACAAGCCCAAGACGGCGAUGGAAUUACUGAAACUACCCAAUAACUCUGGGAAGUCUCCAUUUCAAAUUCGACUUCUUCACUACUUGAGAUCGCGGGAACUCUUUGGGCCAGGUUUGCAUACGGAGAUGAAAACCGACAUUUUUGAACAGCUUUCCGACAUCUCGGACGUGAAGAAGGCACUUUAUGGGACAGAAGGGCCUGAGAAAGAGCUUUUCCUUGACAUGUCUGAUUUCAAUAAUCCGUCUCAUGACUUCAAGAGCUUCAUCGCGGACCUCACUGUGGACCUGGAAACGGCCACGACUGCAACUCCACCGGCUGAAGACGAGAACACAGAAGCAAAGCAAGGAGAGAACAUCCAGUUCGAGCAGAUUCUCUUCUACGUCUGUCUCCCUGACUUCAGAAAUCUCAAAGACUCGCCCCAUAACGAGGUCCGGCGGCUGUUUCUCUGGCUGAGGGACCGCAAGGUGAAGACAAUCAGAAGCCUGAGUAUCCCCGACAGCACAACCAAUCCCAUGAGCGAUGCCUUAGUGGGUGAAGCCAUUAUUGACAACUUUGAUAUCAAAGAGCUGGACUGGCGAAAGCUAGACAUCAAUCUCCGCAUCUUGACAGACCGAACACCUCCUGCCAAAUUCACCAAACUCACGCUAUAUUCGAGCGGCAACUGGAGCGUCCUAUAUCACUGGGCAAGCGAAGAAGGCCUGGCAAAGCUGAAGAGUCUGAAAGAGCUGACCAUAAACAUUGUCGGGUUGCCUCCUUCGAGUGAUGACGAGGCCCGCGCAAGACACAAGAGCCUCACAGAGCAGUACGCUGGAGAGUUGCACAAAAAGCUCAAUGACCUUUUCUAUCGUGGUUUCGUUCUCACGGUCGUCUUGGAUGCGGAUUGGAAUUUUCCCAUAAGCGUCUACGACCAGAAGAGUAACCCCCUAGUCGCGAAUAGUCUCAUGCUCCAUGGGCGCUUGGCCCAGUGCCAUGAGAUCCUCGAGGGAUUGGCCCGUUCCGAAAACAAAGACUUCAAAACCAACCCAGAGCGGCGCGCAUACCAAAAACUUCACAGAUGGUUCAGUACGCUGACCCAGCCGCCGCAGAGCGAGAAGCCGGACCAGCGGAUCAAGGUGGCAGUGAUAGACAACGGUGUCGACAGGAUGCGCGAGUCGGUCAAGAACAAGGUUGAAAAAGGAAUCUCCUUCGUCACCGCUGGACCAGAGAACGACGAGAGGAUCCUCCCGUGGUGGAUGGUCUCAGACCCCCACGGAACCCAGAUGGCGUCGCUGAUUGCGCAGGAGAACCCGUUCUGCCGCUUGUAUGUUGCCCGGGUAGGCAGAAAUCGCCGAGAUAUCCUCCCAGAGAAUGCUGCCAAGGCAAGAAUAGCCCCGUCCGGGAAGAGCCUUUGGACCUGGAGCGCGCUGACCACUAUUAUUCAGGCCGUGAGGUGGGCCAUCGAGCAGAAGGUGGAUAUUAUCUCCAUCAGCUGGAUAACUAAAAAGAAGUCGCCCGAGCUAGAGAGGGCCAUCGCGGACGCAGUUACAGGAGGGACUAUCGGCCGUCCUAUCCUAGUUUUCUGCUCCACCGCGGAUGAAGGCAUCUACCCAGGGAAAGUCUAUCCGGCCGACUACGAUGGUACGGUCAGCGUGGCAGCUACCGAUCGAUACGGGCACUUGCAGCCAACUGCACCGGGCCGCGUCAACGUCCUCGUCCCGGGCGACAACGUGGAAGCAGAGGGCCCGUCGUACAUGCAGAAUUUUGCCACCGGCACCGUCUCAGGCUCGUCAGUGGCGACGGCUUCCGCAGCCGGCAUUGCGUCGUUGGUCCUUCUGUUGCUGAAGACAUUCAACGAGGACGAGUGUGAGACACGCCGAGGCCACACUCCGAAGAGCAAGCUCGAGGACUACUACAAGAGCAGCGGCAUCAUGGAGGUCUUCGAAAGGAUGCAGCGGGAGAGCAAGCACACGGCCAUCCAGCUAUCCGACUUCUUUCCCGAAGAUAAGGUGGAUAUCGCUAAGCUCAGGGAGACAUGGGAACUGGGAAGGUUUCGGUCGUUGCUAAAGCCGAUAAAACUUGAAGGCUCUUAAUUUUACUAUAUUUAAUAUUAAUAUUAG